UGAAUAUGUAUCAGUGUCAGUAAACAUGUUAUUUUGAAUAUAAAAAAUUACGUUAGUGAGAAUUGUAAAGCGUCAUUAUCUCCAUCUAUCUUGCAUUUUCAGAACACUCCAGUCACCUGUUUCCGUGAUAUAUAUAAAAUCGUAGGAUAGUUUGAAGUGCAGGUGACAAUGAAGGUACAACAGGUGAAACUGAUGUGAAAAUGCAGAAAAUAAUCACCAACAGGAAUUAGGUGGAUAACACAUUGGUGGCAGAGAGUGAUAACUGCAUGCAGUUACUUUCAGAGCAUGAAAAAGCUCACCCAGACAUGGAGACAACAAAAAUCAGGAUCUUUUCCGAGAAACACUGCCAAGGAAGAGGCUCACGGGCCGCCUGCAGGCAGUGCCACAAUGACAAAACGUCUCGGUCGACUGCCAGUGACAGUGACGACAAGGAAGGUUGUUGCAAUGGUUACAAACACUGGCAAAGGGGAUCACCUUCAGAAUGGGUGUGGCUCAUCAAUGGUAAAUACAACCAAUAACACAUCAUUUACUUUGGAUCUCGAUGAAGAUUUAAUUUCCGCUGUUGAGUUGAUGGAGCAAGACCUCAAAUCAGGAAAAUCUCCCAGGAGGCAUCUGCCAUUGUCCAAAUCACCACUUGUAUGUAGUACACCCAUAACCAGCUGCAAACGAAGCAAUGGAAACUGGUCUAACAAGAAGCAGACGUCUGGUAAUGUCUCUGCAGGUUUAUCUGGAAGUAGAGAUAGGCCUGUCCAAGUGGGGAUAACUCUUAGCGGAAAGAGGAGAAGAGAGGCCAGACAAGCUGGAAAUAAAUCUGUUAAGAAAAAAAAUUUGUUGUCGUUUUCCAAUAAUAACAAAUCACUAACACCAUCAAAUAGCCCUGCAGACAAAAAGAAGUGCAGUGGGUUAGAGAAUAAUGACAGUGUUAAAAAAGUAAAUAAAUCGGUGAUGCCACUUCAUAUUUCAGUUGACAAAAGUCCACACAAGUCAUCAUCUUCUGGUAUACAUUUUACUACCAUUAAAAGCGGAGGUAGUGAAAGUGUAAAAAGGUUCACCGAUUUGCAGCAGAAAAAUGACACAAAAGGAAAAGAAUAUUUGUUUAAUGACACGUCACAGGUUAAUGAAAGAAAAUCUGAAGACCGAUCAAAGCAAGAUGCUCCUGAAAAUAGUGCAUCUACAAUUCCAGGAAUUUUUAGUUUAAUGAAGAAUAAUAAUCGGAUAGAUACGAACAGCGUGGAUAAAAACCUGUUCUCCAAGAAGAGCUCUUACGAGACUGGAGAAGGAGACCAUGAGGAUAAGGGUAAGACGAAGACUUUGACAAAGGUUUCAACUGAGGAUUCCAAGAUUUCCACUGUACCAUGUCAGAUGAAUAAGACCAGUUCAGAGAAAACUUCAAAAGAGGGAGAGAUUGAUAAACUCUCAACAAUAGUAGGUGUGUCUGGUGAAUCCUCUGAUUCUUCUCGUCUGUUGCUGUCGUCGUGGGGUCUUCCCGAACCCGUUCUCAAGCAGUAUAACAGUAUGGGCAUCACGCAGAUGUUUGAGUGGCAGGCAGAGUGUUUGUGCAUAGGAAAUGUUUUAGGUGGUGGUAACCUAGUUUACGCUGCACCAACCAGUGCUGGCAAGACGAUGGUUGCCGAGUUGCUCAUUCUCAAACGGGUGUUGGAGACCCGGAAGAAGGCUCUCUUCAUUUUGCCCUUCGUGUCUGUCACCAGAGAAAAGAUGUUUUCACUUCAGCAAUUGUACCAGGAUGCCGGUAUCCGAGUCAGUGGUUUUAUGGGCGGUUAUAGUCCACCUGGAGGCUUCAAUGCUGUUGAUGUGGCUGUGUGUACCAUCGAGAAGGGCAACAGUCUCAUUAACCGGCUUAUAGAGGAGAAAACAACUGACCAGCUGGGUAUUAUUGUGGUGGAUGAGCUGCACAUGGUAGGAGACUCACACCGUGGAUAUCUCCUCGAACUUCUGCUUACAAAGAUUGCCUAUGUGGCCAACAAGGGCAGACCUAAAGCUGGAGAAAAGUCAUCUGGCGAUUACAACCCUGUGCAGAUAGUUGGAAUGAGUGCCACCUUACCUAACCUGGACCUGCUGGCCAGGUGGUUACACGCCGAUGUUUUCCGAACUGACUUUCGACCUGUGCCCCUCACAGAGUGCCUCAAGCUGGGUGCGGUGUUAUUCAACAGUGAAAUGCGAAAGAUUGGCGACAUCAAUAUGUGCCAUGUUUGCAAGGGCGAUGAGGACCACAUCAUUCCACUGUGUCUGGAGACCGUCCUGGCCGGCCAUGCCGUACUCAUCUUCUGUCCCACCAAGAACUGGUGUGAGAAACUCUGCGAGACUAUCGCAAGAGAAUUUUACAUGAUGAUGAAAAAUCCACCAACAGCUGCGACUGACAAAGGGCAAGGUUUUCAGAAGGCAUCGGAGCUGUUUCGGAUCCCACUGAACGCCACGGCUCUGCGGGAUGUGUAUCUACAGUUACAGAGAACUCCUGUUGGUGUCGACAGCACACUGGGCAAGACUGUGCCAUAUGGUGUGGCAUUUCACCACGCAGGUUUAACCUUUGAUGAGCGUGACAUCAUUGAGGGAGCGUUCCGAAACGGCAGCCUCAAGGUCUUGGUUGCCACAUCGACGCUGUCGUCGGGUGUAAACCUGCCAGCACGGCGAGUGAUCAUCCGCUCGGUGAUGUUCCAUGGGAAGGUCAUCGAGGCCCUCACGUACAAACAGAUGGCUGGUCGGGCCGGCAGGAAGGGAGUAGACACAGCAGGAGAAUGUAUAUUGGUUUGCAAGCAGAAUGAGAAGACAAAGGCGAUCAACUUGAUGAAGUCGGAGUUACCUCCCGUCAAGAGCUGCUUGAUACGGGAAGACCACGAGGGUCUCAGUUCCUGCAUGAAGCGAGCCAUUCUCGAGAUUGUGGUGAGUGGAGUAGCUGUUGCCCCUGUGGAUGUUGCAGCUUACGCAUCGUGUACAAUGUUAGCAGCGUCCAUGUCUACCGAACACAGCCAGACUGGGGAACUCAUAGAGGCUUGCAUCACAUUCUUACAGGAAAAUGAGUUUGUUACAUUGAAGUCGGAGACCGAUGAAGCUGGAGUGAAAACUGAGAGGUUCUACCCAACCCAGCUAGGGGCGGCAGUGUUGGCCUCUGCAUUAUCUCCUGACGAGGGGCUUUCAGUGUUUGCCGAACUGCAGCGGGCCAGAAGGUGUUUUGUCCUGGAGAGUGAACUGCAUGUUAUCUACCUGGUUACGCCCAUCUACAGCCAUGAGAUCUCGUCCAGCAUCGACUGGUACCAGUUCUACUGUAUGUGGGAGAAGCUCUCUCCCAGUGCACUGCGCGUCGCCGAACUCGUGGGAGUGCAGGAGUCGUUCAUCGCCAGAGCCGUGAGAGGACGCAUUCUGAUGAAGACGGACGGCCAGCUGCGAUCUCUCGGCAUCCAUCGGCGGUUCUACACAUCGCUGGUGCUGCUGGAUCUCGUGUCCGAGGUGCCGCUUCCAGAAGUCGUCAGACGUUACAGCUGCAACAAGGGUCAGCUACAGUCUCUGCAGCAGUCGGCGGCCACAUUUGCUGGUAUGGUGACUGUUUUCUGUGGUCGGCUGGGAUGGUACAAUCUGGAACUGAUCCUGUCACAGUUUCAAAACCGCCUGACGUUUGGAAUUCAGCGAGAGCUGUGCGACCUGGUGCGGGUUUCCCUGCUUAAUGGACAGCGAGCCCGAACUCUGUACAAUGGAGGAUACCAGACUAUCGCAUCCUUGGCCAAUGCUGACUCUUCAGAUGUGGAGAACCUGCUGAAAACAUCGGCUCCUUUUCAAAGCACCAAAAGAUCAGAUGGGGAGUCGGAGUGGGAGCUGGCAGAGCGCAGGAAGGCACACUGCAUCUGGCUGACCGGUAAGAAGGGAGUCACAGAGCUGGAGGCUGCACAGGCUAUUAUCAGUGAAGCCAAGUCCAUCAUAGAGGCAGAACUGGGAGGCCUCGGAAUUCAGUGGAGAUCAUCGGAGACACAGAAGGAACAGACAAGUCCUGUGUCAGCCGAGCAAGAUGGAAUCACGGAUAAAAGAAACAGUUCAGGAAAUAUAUCCAGAACAAGAAGGAGCUCAAGAUCAAGUAAAAAAUCUCCAUCAAAUAAAACUGUUUCAGCACUAAAUAUCACCAAUACUUGUAAUAAGGAUAGGUCGUUUGUUGGGGAGGUCCUAAGUCCACCACCUGCAAUGAGGAAAUGUUCCCAGCCUACUGCACAGUCGCCCCUAGCUGCCAACAGAGUUGAGAUUAAUAUUCUGAAUUCAAAGAAUCCUGUUGUACAAAAACAAAUGGAAUGUAUGUUGCAACUUAAUAAACCAUCAAUAAAAACUUGCAACCUACAGGUACCAGAUAGUGAACAGAAAAAAUCAUCAACAGAAAAAUGUUUGUUUAAUGACGUUUCACCUACAGUUUCAUUCAACAAAAUGUUUGCCAAGAAACAUGAUCGUACUGUAAAAAAAGACUUUCCACAAACCUCAGAAAAUAAAACUAGAAAUGAUUUCAGUGCAGAUGCACGUAGAUUGGAUAACUCAGUUUUGAAAGAUUUCCAGAUAACAAAGUGUGAUUCUGUUCACCAGGUAACAAAGUCCAAUGAUAUACAACAGAUAAAGAAGUGUGAUGGUGUACACAAUACUGUGGAAAGAGUUGAAAAAAAUGAGACAGAAAAUGUGAAAGGUGAUGUGAAAGUUGAUGGCCAUAGUAAUGCAAUGUUCCUCCCAGUAGACGAUGAUGACAUUCCACGUAUUCCAUUGGAGCCUGUAGUGAACAUUGUCACCACAUCGGACUUGAUGAAUGACAAUUUGACUGAAGACAUGUUUUCUCAGUCGUUCUCUGCCGAGACUUUGCUAAGUUUAUCCCAGAAAGCGCAGGUCGUAAAACCUCACCAAGACUCUGCUAAAGAUGAUGGUGGUGAGUCUGAUCAGAUGCAGGAUGAUGAGUUCACGGACAGCUUUCUUUUCAACACACAGAUCUCCAAUGAGAUAGCAGACGUUGUUAAAGAUAAUCCAAUGUGUCCAGUGCGAGUUUCAUUCAAAAAUGGGGACGAUCAGUGCAAUACGGAAAAGAAGGAAACUUCACCAAAUCUGUUCACUGAACAGUCUGAAAACCUCCUUCAGGGUGACGAUGAUGUUAGAUUAGAUAUGGACCGUAAAGCAGAAGUCAAGUUGUCUUUCAACAAGAAGUGCGUUUUCAAAACUAUGCUUGCAGAGGACUGCAUUUGUUCAUUGCAAAAAGAUGACGAUUGCAGUGUUUUAGUUGCUGCUAGUAAUUAUGACAGGGUUAACUAUACAUCCAGUGAUUUCAUGGAUUCCACAUUUCAGGAUGAUGCCAAUGCUUCCUACACAGAGCUGCGAAUACCAAAUGCAGAUGUUAAAAAUAAACCUGAAUCUUUCAACAGAGCUUUAGAUCGUCAGGUGGCCGACACGGUUGUAAUUAAUAAUGAGACUGAAUGUAAAACUGCUGUAGCUUGUAUUUAUCCUGGAACAGGAUUUAAUGAAAAUAUUUCCAUGAGUGAUUCUUUCUCUUGUUCCUUGGCUGAUGCAGCUAUGGAGAAUGUUAAUGCUUUGACCAUCGAUAAAGCUAAUAAUGACUGUAAAACAUACACACCAAUAGCAGCUGUUGGUACAGACGAUUCGUGGACAUUUUCCAUGAUGGAGAAGGUGCUUGAUGAUCAGUUUGAGGUGAGCAGUCCUGAAGAAGAAACAAGAAAACUUUCCAAAAACGACAGAAAACUUGGUGAUGGUGAUAACAAUGAUUUCUUAUCUGUGAUAACUAAACAUACUGAAGCUACGUUUGAACCAACAAAAGUGGAUCAGCAGAAUAUGGAAUCGGGUUCAACUGGAAUGUGUUCAAACAGUAUUCAAUCAUCACACUUUAACAAAAAGUCUGAUAGUCAAUCAUUAUGUUUUAAUAAAAAGGCUAUGGAACAAACAGUUUCUAAUAAGCCAAAACAAAAAAGUUCUGACAUCGAUGUUGAUAAAAGAAUUGAAGAGAACAAGGAUUCUCCAGAUGAUGCGGAUUCCUUACAAAACAUCAGCACUGGAAGCGACUGUCUUCCUCCCACACCGCCAGACAACAAUAAUGUGGUGAUGUCUCCUCGUCUGAGGUACACGCCCGCCAGAAAGGCAAGAGGCAGACUGCAGCAGAACCAGGUAGACAAGUCUACUGAAUUACACAAGAACUUGAAUUCUCACCACACAAAACUGAAGAAAAAAACUUCUCCAAAAGAUAAGUCAAACUCUAAGCAGUGCUCUAACUCAAAAGUCAAUAAGAAUGGACAUGUAAAUGAGUCGUCUAAAGGUCACAAGAAACCUGGUGUGACACAGACAUUGGAUUCGAGAAAUGGAUCUUGGAUGAUGAAUGGUGUCUUGCAAAAGCCUUAUCAAGGAUGUGGAGACAAUGAAGACCUUGCUUCCUGUCUUGACAGACAAACAAAUCCAGUUUCAGUGAGUGAUAACAAAAAGGCUGAUGUUCAUUCAUUAAGUUUUAACAAAGACCUGGCUUCUUGCCUUGAUGGCGAGAGGACUUCAGUCUCAGUAGGUGCUUCAGGUGAUGAGGACAAGCUGCCUGAUCCACUUGUACAGAAGGAUGGUGUUGGAGAUUGUGAUGAGUCUGCUGAUUACAGUUUUUUACUCACCCAGCAAUCCUUCACCAUCAUUGACGUGUGUGCAGACAAGAUGCUUUUCCAGAGAUUCAUCUCAGAGUGGAGGGAGAAGUCCAGGUACUCGCUGUGUCUGGCAUGUGAGAAGAAACCCGCACCACCACCUCAACCUGGUGUUGGUAUUGGAGGCAAUUUCAUAAAGAACACAACAUCGGUGGCAAUGCCAGACAGCACUGAGUUGGACCUGGGGGACGGCCGCAUUGUUGUAGGAAUGGCAGUGUCAUGGGAGAACCGUGACACAUACUACAUAUCACUGACUAACACUCAGGUGGAAGGAGACCCUAAUGACAGCUUGGCCCCUCCCCCUCUCGACUCGACCCUCACUGUGGCCCAGAGACUGGAAGCCAUCAAGACAGUCAUUGAGAGUUCUCCGACAAAAGAUCCCAUCACAAUAGAUGUGUAUGACGUGAAGUGCCAGUACUCGGUCAUGUGCAGGGGGUGUGGUGUCCAGCCCUCAGGGAGGUUCCACGACCCUAGAGUGGCUCACUGGCUGCUUGACCCUGGGGCGAGGGAACUCAAUCUGCACGGUCUCGUCACAAACUUCAUUCCCAGUGAAAUUCCACUGCUUCAAGGUGUGGGUGGGAGUACUGGUCGAGGCAGCCUGGGACUGGCAGCCCAGAAGACUGGCACCGGUCGCUACAGGGCCACCGUUGAGAGUGUACUCGCGUGGAAACUCAUGGACUACUUCCUCGAGAAGCUGAAAGAAAAAUCACUGUUUUCUGCAUUUUCUUCUGUAGAGAUGCCAGCCGUCAUUAUCAUGGCAAGGAUGGAUCUGAAUGGAUUCGGUUUCAGUGAGACGGAGUGUGAGAGCCAGAAGAAUGUGAUGCUGGCCAAGAUGUCCGCCCUGGAGGAGCAGGCCUAUCAGACUGCAGGUCAUCCUUUUUCUCUCUCCUCAACUGAAGAUGUCUCACAGGUUUUAUACACAGAACUACAGCUUCCAAUUAAUGGAGACCCCAAGGCAGUACCUCCCCUAUUGAGGACUUUAGGUCCCAACCGUCGGGGAGUUGGCUCCAACAGGGGCAAACAGAAGACAAGCCUGAGCACCUCCAAGGACGUCCUGGAGAAACUGAAGCUAUUCCACCCGCUGCCAGGCGUCAUCCUGGAGUGGCGGCGCAUCACCAACGCUCUGACGAAGCAUGUGUUUCCCCUCCAGAAGGAGAAGAUGUUCUGCCCAAAGCUGGACAUGUACCGGAUCUUCAGCGAGUGUCAGUUCCACACCGCCACGGGACGGGUCAGCAUGUCGGAGCCCAAUCUGCAGAACGUCCCAAAAGACUUCCAGAUAACACUGCCAGAUGUUAUUGGAGAUAGUCCAACAGGAAAUGGCAUGGCAGCAAGUCACAGAAACACAAGGAAAAGUUCUCGGUUGAGACAAGAGUUUGCUGCAGGUCGACAGGUUUCCAGAGUGACUGAGAACUCGACAGCGCCAAGUGUCGCUGUCAGUAUGAGGCACGCGUUCAUUCCAUUCAAAGGAGGGGUAAUUGUGGCAGCAGACUAUUCCCAGCUAGAGUUGAGGAUAAUUGCCCACUUGUCCCAGGAUCGUAAACUCAUCUCCAUCCUCAACAAUGACGGUGAUGUCUUCAAGAUGAUAGCAGCCCAGUGGAAGCGGACCACAGUAGAGGAAAUCACGGCAGAAUACAGGCAGCAAGCAAAACAGAUCUGCUAUGGAAUGCUGUAUGGUAUUGGCCCCAAGGCUCUGGGAGAGCAGAUUGAAGUGGAUGAGAAUGAGGCUGCCGUCUUCAUGGAAACUUUCAAGUCGAGAUAUCCAGGUUUGAGAACUUACCUGCGAACGGUGGUGGAUUUCUGUCGAGAGAAAGGUUAUGUGGAGACUAUCAUGGGAAGAAGACGAUACUUGUCAACAAUAAAAGAUACAAACCCACACGCUAGAGCUCAGGCAGAAAGGCAGGCUGUGAACACAACGGUGCAGGGGUCGGCCGCUGAUCUCGUGAAGACGGCCAUGGUCAGGAUCGAUGACGGACUCAGAACAAGGUUUCCCGACUGUCACUUCACUCACAGACACAGAACGGAGCCUGUGUAUGACAAUCUGCAAUCUCAGAAGAGCUCAGUCGAUGUUUCCAUGACACCCAAGGGAGCAUUUCCUGUUCUACAGCUACACGACGAACUCAUAUACGAAGUCUCGACAAGGGAGCUAACUGCUGCUGCUCAGCUGAUCAAGCAUCACAUGGAACAUGCCAUGAAGCUGUCUGUACAUCUGCCAGUCAAGGUCAAGGUCGGACCAAGCUGGGGGAGACUGGAGGAUUUGGGUUAAAUAUACAAGAUGCUGACUGUUAGGUUCAUGUGAUUUUCAGUCAAAGAUGUAAGGGCCUUUCCAAGCCUGUAAUAAUUAGGGAACAAUAAAGGGAAAUCAAGACCAAGUAACAUUGGGACUUCUGUAAGUAGAUAAACGGGGCACCUUGAAACUUAAAAAGGUCACGCUUUGUGAUUUUGGAGGCCUCUUCCACCCGAACCCACAUGGUAUAGUUUUGCAUGCUGAAAAAUGACUCCUUGUGUUACAGCCACUUCUUUAUAAGGACCAAUUCAGUUGUCUGUGAUAUAAAAAAAAAAAAUAGAAGCUGUAUUUAAAUGGAACCUGCUUAUAAAUAGAGAAUAACUGGUUACUGCCUUUAGAUAUUGCCUUUGUCCUGUGAUAGGUUGGAAUGGUGUGUGCUUCCAUACAUAUUUCUGGAGUCUGAAAAUCAUAUUUAUUCCAGUUGUGCCAUACAGAUUGUAUAUGAUUAAUAUUCUUGGAUGAAUGUUUUUUUUUUAAACUUUGCAAGGUAUAGAAAAAGUGGGUAGGAGUACUAUGAAAAGGAGAGAAAGAUUUUUGGAUGGCACUAAAAUCUAGAAUUGCAGAAAAAAAAUCCAUAGUUUUCCUCAAGAUAGCACAUAGUAGGCACUAUAAAGAACUAAAUCAUGGGAACUACAAUAAGGUUUGUCUAAAGCAGAAACAGAGACAAGCAUCUUUAUCUUGUUAUCACUAUACACAGGCAAGAUAAAAUGACUAGAUAAGUUUCCACAUUUAUGUCACGUGUACAGCCUGACUCAAGUCAUUUGUUUCAGACUAGAUUUUCAAUUACCAUGUUAUACACCCAUUAGUUUCAAUACACAAUAUACACAUAAUGUACUGUGUAAACAUAGCAUGACUUACAUAUUUAAUUUGUGAAUAAAGAGUUGAAAUGUUUUUUUAAAUAUAUGACAAAAUGUAGCAUGACGUCUUGUGUCGCAUGAUGCAGGGCUGCCAACCAUUACAAUUUAUGCAGAAUCAUUACGAUUUUCCAUCUCUUAUUACGCCAUUACGCACGUAAUCUGAAAGAUUACGGCAAAUUCGCGUUUUCCUGUUUUUUUGGGUUUUUUUUUUGUUUGUUGUAAUAACCUACCACCCCUACGAAUCACAUAAAUUGGACUCGCCCAACUAGCCGCAAAUGCGCACGGAAGUUUUUUUGGCGCACGCAACGCACUUCGGAAUACACGUAGCUUGUGAAACGACGCCAUUUUGUAAAGAUGUCGAAAAAAUGCGAACGAUCAGAGCCAUAUGAAUUGUGCAAAGCUCAGAAAAAGCCAAAAGUAGUACAGAAGUAUAAACAGGACUACAGCAAUGAGUGGCCUGUUUUGAAGGCCAGUUCUGUUAGUAAUACUAGUGCAUUUUGCACUUUAUGUCGCGUUGGUUUUUCUGUUGCCCAUGGCGGGAAACAUGAUUGCCAAAGGCACAUCAAAACGAAGAAACACCAGGACAUCGUUGAGGCCAGCGAUAAAACAAUUCAUAAACAAAUAUCUGGAUAUUUUACACAGCAAAAGGGUUUAUACGACGGGUCACAAUUCACGCGAAAAUGAUUACUCUUUCCUGUUUUUAAAUGUUGGCAGCUAUGCAUGAUGAUGCAAGAAAUUUUUCGUCUCUGAUUUACAGUUGUUAAAAAUAAUUUCAUUUACUGGUAAACAUGUAUCAUAUCUUGCUCUAUUUUGUUUGUGUAGAAAUGAAAAAAAAAAGGCAUGCAAGACACUGCUUGCUUAUUUAGGGUUUUAUGAGUUACAUUACUAGCGAUGCAAAGUUCAAGUGAAAUGUACCUUUUCAGACAGACUACACUGGGUGCAGUAUUGUUUAUUAGUGCUGUUGCUCAUGUGCUUUAACUCCUUGUAAAUGUGGAAUAUUUUUAAUGCUCGGUAGAAACUAAAGAAAAUUGUAAAUUAAUACUUAAGGGAUUUCUAUUAUAUGAAUUUUUUUUUAUAUAUACAUAUAUCUCAAAUAAUGAAUUGUUGUACUUAUAAAUGAUUUGGUUUACAUUUGUUAGAUGGGCAUAAAUUGAUAUUGAUUGUGAAUCUAAACAGAAUAUUACAGCCAAAGGUUGCUCUCUCCAUUCUCCAAGAUGUUUCUUAUAUUAUUAUUCUAUGGUAUAUACUUGUAAAUAUUCUGUAACACAUUUUAUUUCGAAAAACAUUCUAUCUGGCUAAUACAUAAAUUGUUCUGGCCAGAGGAGCUAUAAUUUAUGUUUAUAAAUAUUUUACUAACCCCUCAGAAAUACAAAAAAAAUUGUAUGUCACAUCUAAUAAUUGGGUAUUUUUAUACACCCGUCUAUUAUGUCUGUCUGUUCACUUUUUUGUCCUGACCAUAUCUUGCAUACAGAUGCAUACAGGACCAUCAAACAUCACAUGUAGGAACAACUUGGGAUGGUGGUGUGUUGC
Gigantopelta aegis is the source of this 11327-nucleotide messenger RNA. RefSeq names its product DNA polymerase theta-like. Gene Ontology annotation, biological process: DNA-templated DNA replication; double-strand break repair via alternative nonhomologous end joining. The record is from RefSeq and is a predicted model, not a curated record. Bases 286 to 8919 code for a protein of 2877 amino acids. Lineage: Eukaryota; Metazoa; Mollusca; Gastropoda; Neomphalida; Peltospiridae. Gene Ontology annotation, molecular function: DNA-directed DNA polymerase activity; DNA binding; ATP binding. The transcript has 28 exons.